Trypanosoma grayi is the source of this 888-nucleotide messenger RNA. Its product is annotated as leucine rich repeat protein. The transcript has a single exon. The record is from RefSeq and is a predicted model, not a curated record. The coding region runs from base 1 to 888 and encodes 295 amino acids. Gene Ontology annotation, molecular function: protein binding. NCBI's taxonomy places the organism in Eukaryota, Euglenozoa, Kinetoplastea, Trypanosomatida, Trypanosomatidae.
AUGGCGGGAGUUCUCACAGAAAACUUGGUGCUACAGAAGACCAAGGUAGACAGUAUACAACGCGUUCGUAAGCUGAACGUUUGUGCAGCACAACUCACCGAUAUUGGCGUUCUGAGACGCGCGUGCAACCUUGAGGUGCUCUCCCUUAGUCUCAAUGAGCUCGGCGAGCUUGGGGUGCUGGAGAACUGCCGUCGACUCUGUGAGUUGUACCUCCGCAAGAAUCGCGUGGAGGACCUGAAUCAAGUGCUGCACCUCAGCGACAGCCCUCAGCUGGCGGUGCUAAACCUCGCGGAGAACCCUAUAUGUCAGGACCCUAACUACAGACGCUUCGUCAUCGCCGCCGUCGGAAGUUUGAAGCGUCUCGAUGACAUUGAUAUUCUGCCGCAGGAGCGUGAAGAGGCCUACAGGGUGUUCCCAAACCUGCACGCGAUCGCCCCACCGCCAUCGAUGUACUGUGACGCUGUGAAGGGGAAACUACGUCCGGGAUCGACAAACACACACGGUACCUCAUAUCAGGCGAAGAAUGGGCAAAUUCAUCAGACAAUAAGGACGCGACACGAUAGCGGCGGUGAACAGACAUAUGACCGCUCGAUGCGCGGCAACGGCAGUGUGCGCAGUCCGCGUCGAAGCCCCCCCGCAAACCACAUGGUGAAGCGGAAGCACACACACCUAGAGUCACCACGCAGCAUGUACGUGGAGUCGCCGCAGUACAAUCAGUCUCAUAAACGUAUAUACCCAGGGAACUCUGUGAUGGCCACACCAAAGAUCUCGGCGAUUCAGAUCGGCCCAACGGAAACAGGUGUUGUACAAGCAGUGAAAGUACUACUCUCGGAAUUGAGUACCGAGUCACUUGAAGAAGUGCGCCGCUUCCUUGAUGCUUUACAGUGA